Camellia sinensis is the source of this 719-nucleotide messenger RNA. RefSeq names its product histone H2AX. The record is from RefSeq and is a predicted model, not a curated record. Gene Ontology annotation, cellular component: nucleosome. Lineage: Eukaryota; Viridiplantae; Streptophyta; Magnoliopsida; Ericales; Theaceae. Gene Ontology annotation, molecular function: protein heterodimerization activity; DNA binding; structural constituent of chromatin.
CACUCACGAUCUCGGCUCUUUCCCAUACUCUCUUUCAAAUCAACAACUUUCCCAUACUCUCUUUCAAAUCAACAAGUCUAGCGUUAGGGUUAGGCUUAGGGUUAGGGUUCGUGUUUUUGAGAAUCUCGAAGUUUUUGAAGAAAGAAAAUGAGUUCGGGUGGAGGAUCGACGAAGGGAGGGCGAGGAAAGCCCAAGGCUUCGAAAUCGGUGUCUCGGUCUCACAAGGCUGGUCUUCAGUUCCCUGUGGGUAGGAUCGCUCGAUUCUUAAAGGCUGGAAAGUAUGCCGAACGAGUCGGCGCCGGGGCUCCCGUCUACCUCUCUGCUGUUCUCGAGUACCUCGCCGCCGAGGUUUUAGAACUUGCUGGUAAUGCAGCGAGGGACAACAAGAAGAACAGAAUAGUGCCUCGACACAUACAGCUGGCGGUGAGGAAUGAUGAGGAGCUGAGCAAGCUGUUGGGUUCAGUGACCAUUGCUAAUGGAGGUGUUUUGCCCAACAUUCACCAGACACUGCUGCCGAAGAAGGUGGGCAAAGGCAAGGGCGAGAUUGGUUCUGCUUCUCAGGAGUUUUAGGGAACUUGGUUUUUGAUCAUGUAAAAUACAAAAUGCUUCUGAAUUUUUUGUUUUUGGGUCUUGUAUUAGAACUUUAUGAUAGCCCUCUCCUUUGGGAAGAUGAUUACAGUUUAAGCCUUCUAUGAGUGAAAACUCUCUGGGUUUGUUUG